GAAUUGCGCAGAGAUGCACAUCUGUCAAGUAUCACUACUCCCAGCCCAUUCGUCUAAGAAAUAUUCCUUUCAAUCUUACAAAAACCAUUCAGCAGGAUGAAUGGCAUCUGCUACAUUUGAGGAGGAUCACGGCUGGAUUCCUGGGCAUGGCAGCUGCUGUCCUGCUGUGCGGGUGUAUUGUAGCAUCAAUGAGCUUCUUCUGGGAAGAAAGUCUCACUCAGCAUGUGGCAGGCCUCCUUUUCCUAAUGGCAGGAAUUUUUUGCACAAUUUCUCUUUGCACAUUUGCAGCCAGCAUUUCAUAUGAUCUUUCACGUCAACCAAAAUUUAUCUAUGGGCUACCAAGUGAUGUUGACCAUGGGUACAGUUGGUCCAUUUUCUGUGCAUGGUGUAGCCUAGGGUUAACAAUGAUGGCAGGCUGUUUGUGCACUGCUUUGCCAUUCCUUAGCAGAACCAAGACAAUUCAUCAAAAGUCCAUCAGAGAUUCUUCCGUGUGAGCACCUUUUGAAAAAUACAGCUGAUUUAUGCGGGAUCUGUGUUUCUCCAUUCUGAUCUUGUGAUGGGAGUGUGGCAUAUGAAUCUUGCACCUGUGUUUUUGAUUCUUUGUAGAUUAUGUCAUAAAAUAUUUACAAUAUAUCCGUUUUUGUGUCUUUAAAAUGCAAAAUGGUUAUUUAAAAGAACUCCACCAUUCAAUGUAAACUAUACAAAAAACUGUCAAACAACUACUGACAAUAUGCCACUUCAAAUUACAAAUACUUUAUGAAUAACCACUGCUGCCUCCAUUUUUCUUUGGUCUUUCCUGUUCUGAGAUGAGUUGAAAUUAUUUUCUUGCGAUAUUUGUUUUCUGCAAUACCAUUUGUAUCAUUAUUGUAUUCCAAAUUCAAAAAGACAGGAAUAUUAAAACUGGGCUUGGCUACUGAAAUAUAUUGAAAUUGUACCUUCAAUUUUAGAAUGUUAUUUUAUUGAUAUCCAACGGGAAAAUAUAUCGAUACUUCUCCAUGAGUAAAGCACACUGGGAGUGAAAUUAGUCUUUGGUGAUAAUGCAAAAUGGGUGAUAGAAAAUUUGGAACCCUUUUUAUAUCUGCCCAAUGUUUUUGCAUUUGAUUUCAAAGAAAACGGAGUGGGAUGUAAAAUGGGCCAAUGAUUCACCAUCACUCACUUAGCAUGACCAACAUCACCCCAUCUACUUUAAACUGCUAGGCCCAAGCAUCAAUUUGCACUUUUACAUUCCAAAUAUUGCCUCACUUAAAGCUGUGGUGAUUAUUUUACUAAACCAUGUACUAUGAGUAAGGUUCAACUGUAAUUAUUUGACAAUACUGUGCUGUCAAUUGCUGUGUUAAAUUUUGUGAAUGAAAAUGUGAAUAAUUAGUACAAUUGUUACAAUAUUUCCCUAAAAUGGUACUGAGUGUAAAUUCUUUGUGCUCUUUAUCUGUAGACACUUUAUUUUGAUAAACUUUAAGUCUCAGUAGCUUAGAAAUUGGAUUGUCCCUGGUUGUACCCCGAUAUGUAUCUAAUCCAGGGCUGGACCAUGCAAAAUUGGCCUACUCGUUUCCUCUGUUGACUGUUGACAAACUGCAGGUGAGGUCAAGGCCCUAGAAGCAAUUUAUGGUUCUGCGAAGAACAAAAAUCAGACAGCUAAGAUGGUAGGCAGAGGAAGAAGGGGAGAUUGGAAGGGAGGGAAAGUUAAUGUGGGGCUGAGAGGAAUACUCCUGCUCCUCCUGGCUUCACAAUAAGGUGAGUUACAAAAAAUAAAUUUUCAGGGAGCAGCCUCCAGCAGACACUUGUUAGUUAGUUACUGCCUGCGACCUUCAUAGUGUACACAAUCAGUCGCUAAAGAGUUUUAGAGGUUGAGCCCUCCAUUGCAUAUACAAAGGGACAACUGCCUUUUUUGGGCACAAGCUGUGGAUACCUUUACCAAUUUAAUCAGCUGUACAUGUUGAGUGUGGCAUGUGUAUAUGGAUGACACCCAUCAUAUUGAUAUUUAGGUGCCCAUUUUAAAGGUGCAAAAGAUUUGAUACCUAUGAAUUUCUGGGCAGGUAUGUUUUCUUUUAAUAUAUAGUCUCCAAGAUAGCUAUUCCUUGUAGGUAUGAGAUACCAUGCUAGAAAACCCGAUUAGCUCCAAUAUGAGAUAAUAUAUGCAUUGCUUUAUAUGAAUUGUCUCCAUUCUUAUAUAUUGUACAAGGAUUCUGUAUGACAAGAAAUUUUUAAUGUCUUUACGUUAGAGAAGUGACAUUUUUUAUUUUCAAUAGUGAGGUAAACA
Rhincodon typus (whale shark) is the source of this 2257-nucleotide messenger RNA. RefSeq names its product transmembrane protein 178 (gene tmem178). Lineage: Eukaryota; Metazoa; Chordata; Chondrichthyes; Orectolobiformes; Rhincodontidae. Gene Ontology annotation, cellular component: endoplasmic reticulum membrane. The transcript is spliced from 3 exons. Gene Ontology annotation, biological process: negative regulation of osteoclast differentiation; regulation of cytosolic calcium ion concentration. The record is from RefSeq and is a predicted model, not a curated record. The annotation marks the transcript as partial.